AUGAGCUGGACUUGUCCGCGUUGCCAGCAACCUGUUUACUUUGCUGAGAAAGUGAGCUCCUUAGGCAAGAACUGGCAUCGCUUCUGCCUGAAAUGUGAGCGCUGUCACAGCAUCUUGUCCCCUGGCGGGCAUGCAGAGCACAACGGGAGGCCAUACUGCCACAAGCCUUGCUAUGGGGCUCUCUUUGGACCUAGAGGGGUCAACAUUGGCGGCGUGGGCUGCUAUCUCUACAAUCCCCCACCGCCCCCUCCUGCCAGCAGUGUUUCCCUCAGCCCCAGCAGCUUUAGCCCCCCCAGGCCAAGGACUGGCCUCCCCUGGGCCAAGAAAAGGCCUCCCUACUUGAAGAUAUUCACUGGUGAGACUUCAUUGUGCCCUGGAUGUGGGGAUCCUGUCUAUUUUGCUGAGACGGUGAUGUCUUUGGGCAGAAAUUGGCACCGACCCUGCCUGAGGUGCCAGCGUUGCAGGAAGACCCUGACUGCUGGGAGUCACGCGGAGCAUGAUGGCCUGCCUUACUGCCACAUCCCCUGCUAUGGAUACCUGUUUGGCCCCAAAGGUGUGAACAUUGGUGAUGUGGGCUGCUACAUCUAUGACUUAAGAUCCAAAUGAGGAUCACGGGAGUGAUUAUCUUAACUCAGGCCUCCCACCAUCUCCUCCACGGCUCCUGGAAGCUCUGGAACUCCCUAGUCCUUUGGGAAGGAAGAAGGUGAAAUCCUGGGGACCUGGGUCUAGACUCCGUGGUAGAUCUGAGUCCACACCGUC
Apodemus sylvaticus (European woodmouse) is the source of this 759-nucleotide messenger RNA. It is a transcript of the gene Crip3, whose product is annotated as cysteine rich protein 3. Lineage: Eukaryota; Metazoa; Chordata; Mammalia; Rodentia; Muridae. The transcript is spliced from 8 exons. The coding region runs from base 1 to 606 and encodes 201 amino acids. The record is from RefSeq and is a predicted model, not a curated record.